Molecule: messenger RNA, 2496 nt
Organism: Theobroma umbraticum
Lineage: Eukaryota; Viridiplantae; Streptophyta; Magnoliopsida; Malvales; Malvaceae
Gene: AHG2
Product: Polynucleotidyl transferase, ribonuclease H-like superfamily protein
Molecular function (GO): 3'-5'-RNA exonuclease activity; RNA binding
Source: RefSeq, a predicted model, not a curated record
CCCAAAAACCCAAAACCAAAUCUCGAUAUCCCCUUCUAAAACCCCAUCACCACCACAGCCCUCACCGCCGCCGCCGCCGCCGCCGCCGCUUCUGCCAUAUGCCACCGCUAUGCUCCGAUGAACACCACAAAACAGUGGCCCAAGAGGGCCUUAAUCCUCUCACGUCUCCUAACACGUGCGUUCUUCUCCAACAACAGCACCAGCACCUGUUCUUCCCCUUCCCCGACGUUCCCUCUAAAGCACGUGACCAGAUCCAACUUCGACUCGGCCCUCGUUGAGCUCCGUUCACACGUGCGAGCAGCCGACUUUGUGGCCAUCGACUUGGAAAUGACGGGGGUCACUAGCGCGCCGUGGCGGGAAUCGUUCGAGUUUGACCGGUUCGAUAUUCGGUAUCUUAAAGUCAAAGAUUCGGCCGAGAAAUUCGCUGUUAUUCAGUUUGGAGUUUGCCCUUUUCAUUGGGACUCGGUUAAGCAAUCGUUCAUUGCUCACCCGCACAAUUUCUUUGUAUUUCCUCGUCAAGAGAUUCCACUAGAUGGACCAUCUUAUGAAUUCCUCUGCCAGACGACGUCAAUGGAUUUUUUGGCUAAAUACCAGUUUGAUUUCAAUGCCUGCAUACAUGAAGGAGUAUCUUACUUAUCCAGAGGACAAGAAGAUGAGGCCCGAAGACGAUUAAAAUCACUUUAUGAAGAGCAGUUAGUGAAUUCGUCACAUAAUUUACGAGAGACUAUGGAUGUACCCUUGGUCAGAGUGGCAGAUGUUCUCUUCACUGAAAGAAUGAAGAAAAGAUUGAGUGAAUGGCGUGAUGAGUUGUUACAGAAUAGGAGUAGAGGGCCUCAAGAUCAAGGGGCUUCAAAUGACUUGAAUCAACAAUUUCAAACAGUUUUCUUUAAGAUGCGUCCUGCUCUGAGUUUGAAUGGUUUCACUUCUCAUCAACUCAGUCUGAUACGAAUGGUCAUAAGGAAGCAUUUCAAAGAUCUUGUUUAUGUUCGUUUCAAUGGUGAAAGUUCUUCACAAGAAUUAGUGGUUUUUACAGAUUCAGAGAGUGAUAAGGACAAACUUGUGGAGGAGGUGAAGAAUGAGCAUUACAGAAGUACAGAAAUGAAGAUCCAUGCUGCAGUGGGGUUCCGUCAUGUGAUUGAUCUCCUUUCCUCGGAAAAUAAGUUGAUUGUUGGCCACAAUUGCAUCCUGGAUAUUGCCCACAUACACAGCAAAUUCCUAGGUCCUCUUCCUUUGACUGCUGAAGAAUUUGUCUCCUGUGUUAACAAGUACUUCCCAAAUAUCAUUGACACCAAAAUUCUAUUGAAUGCUGACAACAUACUACAGCGACGGAUGAAGAAAUCAAGCACAUCAUUGUCCUCAGCUUUUUCCUUAUUAUGCCCAGAAAUUGCUCAUGGGUUUAAAAGUAAAGUUCAGUCUUCUCAGCCAUGUGUUAAAGUUGAGGUCCAUGUGGAUGAAAUGAGGUCCUCUGAUUGGAACUCUGGAGCCAAGCAUGAGGCUGGCUACGAUGCUUUUAUGACAGGCUGUGUGUUUGCUCAGGUCUGUAGUCAUCUAGACAUUGAUUUUCAACUUUAUUCAACUUCUGAAAAUCUAGUCCAGAAUGAAAAGCUCCAGAAGCACAUGAACCUUCUAUAUCUGAGUUGGAUUAAUGGAGAUAUUAUUGAUCUAAGGACAGGUAGCAGGACUGCAGAAUUUUUGGGUUCUAAUAUCCUCAGAAAGCGGUUUCCACGGAUUUUAUACAAGAACAUUGUUUUAAUCUGGGGAUUCCCAUCUAAACUAAAACCAAGUGUGAUAAGAGAAUGCAUCUGCAAAACCCUUGGCCCUACUUCUGUUAUUUCCAUCUACCGAAUGGAUCAAACUGCAGUGUUUGUUCAGUUCAGCAAGGCAGAAUUGGUCUUAGACUUUCUGAUUUUGAAGGAAAGCCUAGAACGAAGUGAUGAUGCCAUUUCUGUUCUGCAUCCUCUUUCACAACUUUUGGAAGGUGGAAAUACUCAUGCUGCUAGUUAUGAAACAUAUAAAGAUAUCUGCGAAUCACCUGUCUCAGAAUUGUUGUUCGCAGAUCAAGCGGAGGCUGUAGGUAUCAAAUGGAAGACCAAAUUGUUGCCAUCGGAUGUAGUGGAGAGGCAAGAGGAUAAUCAUUUCCAUCUAGAAAAUGCACUGGAUCAUACUCCAGAGACUGUUGAAAAAUCCAAGAUAAGGAAGGCAGAGGAUGUAGUACAUGAUUCAUCGAAUAAGCAGUUGACAUGUGAUGAGAUCAUCGAUUCUCUUCUUAAAGUCGAAAAGAUUAGAAGAACCACUAAUUUGUAACUCAAGGCUUAAAUUAAAGGCCAUUUUUUGAGCUCUUUUUCCUCUUACUUUCACAUUGAGAUUUUUGUAUACAAAUGUUAGGAUUACUGAGUACAAUGAUAAAAUUUAGAAGUGUGAGAUCACAUUUUGAUGGCAAUUUUUAAGCCAUCUUCUGUACAUGAACAAUUUGUCUAUGAAAUAAAAUUUAUAUAU